Messenger RNA from Telopea speciosissima, 659 nucleotides. RefSeq lists its product as uncharacterized. Lineage: Eukaryota; Viridiplantae; Streptophyta; Magnoliopsida; Proteales; Proteaceae. The coding region runs from base 17 to 643 and encodes 208 amino acids. The transcript has a single exon. The record is from RefSeq and is a predicted model, not a curated record.
UUCAGUUUGGAUAGGUAUGAAGAAGCGCAAGGUUCACCCAUCACCACCCGUCGUCUCCGAUCAUCUUGCUUUCCUUCCGGCGACACUUCUGACGUUGACGGUAGCACUUUCUCCAGAAGAAAAGGAAGUAUUGGCGUAUCUCAUCUCCUGUACCGGAAACUCAACGGAUGGCCGGAGGAACACCCAGAAAACUGCUACUAUCGGUGGCCGUGGCGGUGGCGAUCAUCCCUCAUCAUUUAACUGCAACUGUUUUCGAUGUUAUAUGAGUUAUUGGGUUCGUUGGGAUUCUUCACCAAACCGUCAACUUAUUCACGAGAUACUUGAUGCCUUUGAAGAUGGGUUACUGCAACAUCAAAGAGUUAACUACAAGAACAGAAGAGAAAGAAAGAAGAGAGGUGGUCACGUGUCGAAUCAUGAUGUGAAGCCUUUUGUGGAGGGUUCGGUGGUCCGGCAUGAGUUGGAUGAGUUGGAAGCGGUGGAGGUGAGCAGCGGUGGUGGUGGUGGUGGUGAUGGUGAUGGUAGUGACGGCGAAACUGAUGGUGGUUGUGGUAGUUGUGGAAGGGAGGAAGAGGUGGAGAAAGGCUCGGUGAGACGGUUCGUCAGUUUUAUUGGGGAGAGGAUUUGGGGCGUUUGGAGUCCAUAGAAAAAAGAUGGAUUAG